Molecule: messenger RNA, 5458 nt
Organism: Pezoporus occidentalis (night parrot)
Lineage: Eukaryota; Metazoa; Chordata; Aves; Psittaciformes; Psittacidae
Gene: CUNH12orf43
Product: chromosome unknown C12orf43 homolog
Exons: 11
Coding region: 127-999 (290 amino acids)
Biological process (GO): negative regulation of Wnt signaling pathway; Wnt signaling pathway; Spemann organizer formation
Source: RefSeq, a predicted model, not a curated record
GCGCACAGAGCUGUCCUGUGAGCGCAGCCUUCCCGCCGCCUGCUUUACAAGCAAGUGCAGAACCCGCUCCCCCCGGGGCCGCAGACAUCUUGUUGGAGCCUGCCCCGAUGGACUACAGCCCCCAGCAUGCCCCGCGCCCAGACUACGGCACCCAGCGUGCCCCGCGCCCGUCGCGCCUUCAAGAUGGCGGCGCCCAGGCGUGGCUCGGGCCUGGAUACGGAUUCGGACUCGGACAGCAGCGGCGAGGCGGCGGCGCGGUUCCGGGAGGCCGCCUGGGACUGCGCUGCGCAGGCGGCGGCGUCGGUGCGGGCGGAGCCGCGCGGUGGUGGCUUUAAAAGGGAUCGGUUACAGCAGCAGCCUGCUCAGCCUAGCCUAAGGCAUGAGUUCAACGGUCAUGAAGAGGAUGGAAACGAGCUACAGACAACACCAGAGUUCAGAGCACAUGUAGCAAAGAAACUGGGAGCAAUGCUAGACAGUUUCAUCACUGUCCUGAAGGACUCAUCAGGACCCUCACAAACUUCUGGGCAACAGUCUGACUCUGCAGAUGAUGGAUUUCGCCUCUUCUCCUCAUCUGUCCCAGGAGACUGUGGGAAAUCAGAGCCUUGCCCUGCAGCAAGGAGGAGGCAGCCAUCUAGCUCCAGUGAGAUGGACAGUGACCAAGAGUGGCAAAGGUACCAAGAGGCUGCUGUGUCAGCCACAGACAUUAUGAAGCAAAGUGCUUUUCCUGCACUGUGCCAGGAUUCCAGCCAGGAUCAGAGUCGGGGUUAUGUAGAGCACAGCCAGAAAAAAAAGAAGAAGAAGAAGAAAAAAAAGAAAAUUAGGGGAGAGAACAAUAUUCAGGAGACAAUAACAGACCCAGCAGAGUGUGAUGAGCUCUGCAAAGAUUUGCCACAGUUGGUGUCUGCAAAUGGACAGCAUGAGAGACAGGACUGCAGUCACCCAGAGAACUCAGUGUUGCCAGGAGCUGUGAAGAAGAAAAAGAAGAGAAAGAAAGAGUGAGGCUUUUGCUCUGGAAGCGGCAGAUAAAAAGCUGUAAGAAAUCUUUAGUAAGAGUGAGGACCAACAGGUUAAACAGUGGACCAAGUCACCUUGAUACCAAUGUUGGAAGACAGCUGUAGAAGAUUUUCAGGAUCUCAUGAAAGACUUUUUACUUUUGUUGUCUUCAGGAAGAGACCAGAAAGCCAUCAAAGCAAGAGAAACCUUCAUUUCCCUGAGGCAGUUCUGAAUUGCUGCUUUGGACUAGACCUUGCUUAAGCAGAGGUUCAGAGAAGUACUCAGGACCAUCCUCUGGCCCUUUCGUGUGGAGCCUGCUAGACAACCCUCACUGAUGGCAGUGCACAGCCUGGAGCCGGGCUAGGCAGGGAGCAGGCAAGGUGGAUUGCUGCUCUACCUCCCUCCAUUUGCUGUACCUGUGAUAGUGUGAUCUGUCCCUUCCCCCAAGGUAGCCUCUCUCUGGGGAAUAUCAGGGGAUUACUCCACACAGCUCUAUCUCCCUACUGAAUUAUUCUUUAUCAUAGCUGCAAUUUGUUUUCUGUGUGGAGCAAUAGGGAAAGAACGUUUUUAUUCAAACUGUAAAUCUAUGGAAGAUCAGUGAGACAGAUCAAAGGACAGCAAGAAAUGUUGUGAAUUCCUCACUAGAGAAACCUUUGUCUGAACUACCUUUAGCAUUGUUUUGUUCUGUAGGGACAAACUCUAAUCAAUCCCCACAGGUUCAUCCCGUCAUGGGGAUGUAUCUUCUCUACAUCCUGUUCUACACAGCUUUGACCAGUGCUUUCUAAACUGUGGUUUCAACUUUAAUAGUCCUGCAAGGACAUACUUGGUCUCUUGGUGUUGCCAUUUUUUUCCUUCCCAGCUCCUGGAAAGCCUGUCAGUGGACACUUUCCUGACUCUACCUUAUAAGCAAUGGCUGCAGUUACCACAAAGACUUUCUUGUGUCACUAAUAGCUGCCCACAAGUCAAUCUCGGAGUUAAAGUGUGGUCUACAGCAUUAGAUCAGGAAUUGUUAAUAAUGCCAAAAGAGGCUUCUGCCUGAGGGUAGAAGUGCUUCCAUCUGGUUUCUGGAUUUGAAAUCCUAGUGUAGAUGCUGAAAUAGCUUAUAAGCAUUGAAUAUUUACUGGGAAUCCCUGUGCAUGGAGAUUCUUGCCUGCCUUCCUUUUAUCUGUAAAAUGUUCUGCCUGCCUUACAAUGCUUACAGUACUGUUUUAAGGACAUUACCUCUAGGCAUCUCUAAUGGAAAGGUUUGUUCUUAAGAAACAAAGUUUAUUAGUAGGUAACAACUGCUUACAAGUUAUCGAACCCUGAUAGUGGAUCAGAUGCUUUGAAUAGGCUCUCAGACAUGCAGCUGCUCUGUUUGAAUAUUUGACUAGGAAUUUUAAUCCUGUCAAUACAGACUUCCUACUGUUCUCAUUUUACCUUGCCUAAUUUUGAUCUGUCACAAUCCUCCAUAAGUAUAUUAAUGUUUUUUUGCUGAAACUGAGGCCUCUGGUCCCUUCAUACUGUCCCCAACUGCAGAAGCGAAUUGCUCUAUCCUGUGAUACGGGGGACUGAGGAAAGACAACUCUGAUGUUUCAGUCUAAAGCUUUGCAAUUAAGACCCAGUAUAAGGCUUUGGAGAUCUUUGUUCUUGCCCAGUCCUCUCUGCGCUGUCUUAGGGUUUUAGAUAGGUCAUGGAAUCUCUCUGUACCUCAGUUCCCAUUUGUAAAAUGGGAAUGCUGCUCAAGUGACUGUAUAGAGAGAGGUGUGAGACUGUUCAUAGGAAAGCAUUACUAUCACAGGUUUGCAAGAGAGGCAAGACUGUUGUGGUGAGGCUGGUAGUAAGGACAGGAAAGACUGGCUGCAAGCUCCCAAAAAGGCAGGGAGGAUCAGAAACCAGGAUUCAUGCUUGUGAGGGUGGCAGGAAGGAAUUCCCUUCAUCUGCAUAUCUGUUCUUAGAUCACAGCAGAUGGCACUUUAAUCCUGCUUCACCCAUUCAUUACAAAGCCAGGUGCUGCUCUUCACCUUCCAUGGCUUCCUUAGUGGAGAGAUACCUGAUAAACCAUCAGAAGUUAAUGAUCAAAAAGCUUAUCAGGGUCUUUUCAUCUAUAAAUUUAUAAGACAAAAGAGAAAUAAUAAAGCCAUUGGAUAAUUAGUAACUAGCCAGGGCCCGCCCGGUGCCACUGGGCUCAAACUACCCCAAGGCCUGUACGCAGACUCAGGAAGAUGAGAAGGAGACAAGGAUGAGAGGAAGAAAAAGAGGGGAAGGGAGAGAGAGAAUUAGCCAAGAAGAAAACAAAAUGGGAGGCAUAGGAGCAGAGACAAAAGUGAAGAGAGAAAGGAAACAUGUAAAAAGAAUGGAAAAGUCGUAAAGAGAACAGAGGAGCCUAAAAGAUGUGACACAGCUGGGAGUGGGAAGAGGUGAGACACGUACUGGGCCAGAAGGAAGAUGGAAAUUUUGGGAAUGUUUUCCCCACCCAGAUGGCGGUCGAGUACCAGCUCACCUCCCUACAGUGAGUUCAGAAAGGCUCGGAUGGAUCCAGAAGACUUUGUGUGGCUAAAAGGAACAUUUUGGAGUCCAUGUAAAAACAUUUAAUGUAGACACACCAACAUUACUGGCUGAUAACACUAAUUGUCAGUUGUAGUUACACUUUCCAACCAUGACACAGUUUCUGCAUGGUACGUCCUUAUAAUUGAAGGACUUUGCAAACAGAACAGAUAGUGGGGCUCCUGCAGUAUGUGACAGAGGAGAUUCUGUCAUACUGUGUUGUUUAUUUCUGCCUAUCUUUGACAUGCUGGUUUCUUUUACCUAAACUAAGAUGGAAAAUAUUACCAUUGUUCUUGUCCAAAAGAUUGUCAAAUCUGUGUUCUGUAAGAAUAUAUAAUAUACCUGUGGAAUGCUUGAGGGGAUGUGGACACAGACCAUUAAGUUUAGACAAAGAACAGUAAUAUUUGCCAAUGGAAACUGUAAAGAGAAGAAAACAUAGCAACAAAUGAUCUGUCUGUAUUGUGUGGUUUCAAGGAUUCCUUAUGCUCCCAGAAGUCCUGAUGCUGUUGCUUCUGUUUGCCUUGAAGACCUUUAGCUGUGGAGGCUUUUAGAACAGCCUGGCUUGAAACCAGUGAACUCUGAAGUCUAUAAAACCAGAAAUGAACAUCUGUUUGUGUGUUAGGACCUCACUGAACAUUACAACUGGAUGCCAUGUGGAAAAUCCUUAGCUGAAUAUGGAAGCCUUUCAAAUACUGAGGAGGAGGUAAAUGUUCUCUAUCACUUUAUCCUGAAGGGCUUUCUGGUCUAAUAGAAUUGUCCAUUUUAAACUGGAGGAGCCUGGACAAUUAACAAAACAAGCAAACUUCCACGCUUCCAUCUUUACAUUCACUGUAACCUGCCAGACUGUGCUAGUGAAUGAUUCAGCGCUCCAGUUAAGUAUUUCAGAUUCUUCAGUGCAGGAAAAACAGUGAGCUUUUCAGUGUUUCUUAAAUGUUGCAAGUUGCUAGUGGUCAGACUGAAGGAGAUUCCUGUUGUGAAUUAGCCAGCACCCCUAUUUUAUACCCUGGCACGAAGGAUUGCAAUAUAAUACUUCUCAGAUUAUUACACAUGGCAUGAUGUGCAGUUUUGAGUAAAUAAGAAUAGCAGAGGCCAAGGAAGCUGCAAAACUUUAAAAAUAUAUAGUCCCAGUAGUACAGCAAGAACUAAAUUGUGCAGUGCCAUAAUCCAGACAACAUUCUCCUGUAACUGAAUUGUACUCGGGGAUUUUGCCUUGAGGAUGACAAUUAGAAAGAAGAGGUUUUCCUUUUGCUAUCCCCAUUUUCACCUAUUACCAGUGCUCAGUAUAUGUUGAUUUCCUCAAUUGCAACAAUUUGCUUGGCCGUGACUGGAUUCUCAAGUCACUGUGACUAAUGUGAUAACUGUGAUUGUGAUAGGGGAAACUUUUGAAGACAGCUGCAUGUUUCCGUCACAUUUGCAGUGUCUGGUUUUGUGGUUUUUAUCCUGCAGAAUUACUUGGUUUUCCUUAGGUGUAAUUAAUAUGGUGGUUGAGGCCCCUCAAAAUCAGUGCUUCAUUGGCAAGACAGAAACAGCCUUACACCACUAUAAAGUGCAAGCUCACUAGCAAUGUUACAUUAAUAAAACAGUAUGGAUGCAGAUUGGAGGAAUAUAUCAGUAAUCACAAGAAGUCUGAUUUCAAUUUUAUUUUAAUGGCAAGUUCAAUAAAGAUUAUUUAAACAUUUUCAACUACUUUGCAUUCUCUUGCACACACUUUAAUACAACUUUUAUGCACUGUGGUUUUAAAAUUGUUUUUUUUUCUGAAGUAGCAGACUGGUAACAUUGUGUGACAGCUAUCAUAUAAAACUGGGUUCCUGGCAUUCCCCAAUAUCCGUACAGGGUUCAUCUAAUGGAAUUCUAUUUUAUUGGUAAAUAAUAGUCUGUCUUGAUUAACUUCCACUGUAAUCCCUUCUCCCUACCUCUAAUAAAGUAGCUAGAUUACUAA